This is a messenger RNA of Clonostachys byssicola, 1701 nucleotides long. NCBI's taxonomy places the organism in Eukaryota, Fungi, Ascomycota, Sordariomycetes, Hypocreales, Bionectriaceae. The record is from the annotation of a GenBank genome assembly.
AUGAAGUCGGACGAGACUCCCAGCAUCGGCCAGGUGUCACUAGAGGUUGCAGGCCUGGGGACACUCAAGGGGAUUUCAUUAAACGGGAAAACAUGCCAAUAUCUUGGUAUACCGUAUGCUUCUGUUCCAGGCCGGUUUCGGCGCUCUAUUCCCGCGUCUGAGCCCUGGGAGAAUGGGAGCUGGGAUGGAACGAAGUUUGGGCCUUACAGUCCACAGCCGCCUCGGGACUUUUACCCAGUCCCCAAUGCUCCUCGCCCUUGGCUGGAUAUGCCUCAGGCCGACGAGUUCAAUUGUUUGAAUCUGAACAUUUCGGUUCCUCAUUUACCUAGUGAUUACGUGAAUAAUACACUGCCUGUUAUGGUUUUUAUCCAUGGCGGUGCAUUCACUUACUCCAUGAAUUCGUCACCCGUUUACGACUCGCGAAUUUUGGUGGAAUCCUCAGCCUCCAAAUUCGGCCGACCAACUAUUGUGGUUACAGUGAAUUACAGGCUAGGCGUUUAUGGAUUCCUCGCAGGCAAAGACCUCAAAACAUAUAAUAGUUCCCAUGGCGAAGCAGGCGUUGGAAACUAUGGUCUUUGGGACCAGGUGCUUGCUCUUCGUUGGGUUCAGAAGCACAUCUCUGCCUUUGGCGGUGACCCGAAACAGGUCACAUUGUUUGGGCAAAGUGCUGGCGCAGUAUCUGUCCAUGCUCACCUGCUCCGUGGAGAAACCUUAUUUUCCAGCGCAAUUCUUCAGUCCGGGCUUAUUCAACUCUGCGGGGUUCUAUCCAUUGACGAGUAUCAGGCCGUCUAUGAGAGGAUCUUACAAGCCCUAAAUAUUCCUCUCCACUUGAACCCUGAGGAGCGCAUUGGACGCCUUCUUGCUGCAGAUAGUUCAGCUUUAACGAAAGCCAUGGUUCCGGCAUUUAUUAUUCCGGUAGUCACAUCGCCUCUCUGUGAUGAUGGAGUUUUUGUGGAAGGCUCCAUACCUUCGUAUGAUGAGUAUAAUUUAUUCAGCGUACCCGAAUGGUGUCCUCGAGUGAUGAUCGGGGACGCAACAAACGAGUGUAUCAUUUGGAACAAGUCAUGGGAUAAUAUUUGCGAAUAUCCGCUUGCCCCUGGAGAGGAUUUAACAGUACCUACUGCAGCACUGACUUUAGCCAAGAUGGAGUCCUAUCUUGGUUUGACCAAGGCUCGGAUGCUUUCAGAGAUCUACGGCAUUACCUCCGAUACUAGCGAGAAGGAUCUUUUCAUGAAAAUUGAGAAAAUGACAACGCAUGGGCUAUUCUCUGCCCCAAUAUACUUUGCUCGGCAAGAGGCAAAAGGUGCUAUAUUUGCCUACCACUUCGACGUCCCCUCGCCGUUUAGAAAUGCAUGGGGCGGAAUGGCGCAUCAUUCAUUCGACAACGUGUUAAUAUGGGGCCUACUAGAACACGAGAUGCCACAGUCAUAUACAAGGGUGUCCGAGUCUAUGGCAGGGGCAUGGAUUAGAUUUGCAAGCGGAGAGGACCCAUGGGAGAGACUUUCAGAGUCUGGCAAAUACAAGGUGUUUGGCCUUGAGCAGACUAUUUUGACAAGCAAGGAUGAUGACUUAGAACGCGGGCAUCAGGUCUGGGACAAACUUCACGAAUUAGGACUUGUGGCAGAUCUAGCGAGGCUUAGUGAAGAGCUGUGUCUCAGAAGACGGGAACUCACUCAAGGUGUCUCGGUUUCCUCUGGAUAA